AUGUUUUUGUUCACAGAUUUGACAAAUCAAGUAGAGACAGUUGGGCUGAAGCUGCAGAAGGUGACAGCGGAGAUGGACCACUACAAAAAGCUGUUAACGGUGAAGUCAACGGAACUUGAUGUCUGUCAAAAUGAACUGAAAAAAAUGAAAUAUGAAAAUGGAAUUUCUGAGUCAAGACUUACAAAAGAGCUCAAGGAAAAGGAAGAAUCUCUUCAGAUUUGCCAACAAGUAUGCAAGCAUUUACAGGAAGAAGUGGCUGAGAAAGAAAGGAAAGAAGAAGAUCUAAGAAGAAGAACCAGUCGGUCAGAAAGUGAACUGGAAGCACUUCAAGCUCUUCUUAGACAAACAGAGGAAGAGGUGGUGACGUUGAAACAGGAAAGGGAGUUAAUGCUGAUUUCUCAUCAGAACACAACAGAGCAGCUGCAGGAAACAUUAAGACAGAAGAUGCGGAACGAAGAUAACUGGAGGGAGAAGAUGGAGAUCGACCUGGCUAAAGGGGAGGCACGGCACAAGGAGGCAAUUCUGAAGGUCAGGGAGGAGGCGAGAGUGGAACUAGACAUCGAAAGACAAAGGCAGCAAGAAUUGAUCACAAAAUAUCAGAGGGAUCACGAAGAGCUCCAGAAGAAGAUCCCAGGUUUAAUAUCCAGUGCCACCAAUAGCUUAAGGAUGGAGACAGAAAUUCUUGAAAAGAAGCUACAAGAUGCCCAGAUCAAACUUGCAGAGAAAGACGAAGAUAAGGAAAAAGAAAUUCAGAGCCUUAAAAGACUAAUUACUGAACUUGAAUUUCAGCUGGCGAUGGAAAAGAACAGUAAUGAAUCAUUUCUGGAUAAUAUGAGGAAAGAAAUUAAACACAAGUCAGAUGAACUGGAAAAAUUAACCCGGGAGCGGACACAGCUGAUUCACAAUUUGAGUGAAGUUCAAGAGGAGAACACUCUUCUCCAGGAGACGGUGCGCAGAGAGUGCGAGGAACGCGGCGAGCUGACUGCAGCCCUGACUCAAGCCAGGGAACAAGUGCUGGAACUCAAAAAACUCAGCGGAAACUUCCCGUUAUCGCCGCGUUCCCUGGCUCGGGGCAGCCUAACCUCC
This is a messenger RNA of Tauraco erythrolophus (red-crested turaco), 1086 nucleotides long. The record is from RefSeq and is a predicted model, not a curated record. Lineage: Eukaryota; Metazoa; Chordata; Aves; Musophagiformes; Musophagidae.